UUUACCCUUUACCUGGCAAUAAUAAAAGUAAAAUAUGAAAGAUAUUUUCCUAGUCCUGAGGAAUUUUUGGUUGUUUUGAAUAUUCCCUAUACUACAUACAAUAUAAGAAUACAUCUCCUUUUUCAUAAAAAAAAUAAUUUUUAAGGAAGUACUUUAAUUUUAUACUUUAUUUCAAAAGUUGGUAGUGUUGAUAUUUUUAAGUACAAUAUGGCGGCCUCAAAACUGGUGAAUUGUUUAUUAAUUAUUUCACUAGUAAAUGUCGCAGUAGGGGAAGUAGCCCAUAAACCAAACUUAAGAGACGAAUCGGACGACGACGAUGAAUUAAAUAACGAACACGAUCCUGGAGAACCGCCUCCCAGUGAUUUGCUUUCCAAACAAAAUCUUAAUAGUAUCCAAACCACGUUAAAACGAUACAAAUGCCAUUCUUGUGAACCACCUGACUGUUCGAUACUUACAACUUGCACGAAUGCCUUUCAGUGUUGGAAAUCUAGAGUACGAGAAAGUACUGGUGAAGAGAGCGUAACAAGAGGGUGCACCACCAAUUCGGAGCAAUUGCCUCUAAUAUGUCGGUCGCCUUCGGUCUCAGUUCCAAACAAACGGCAUGCCAGUGGCCAAUUUCAAAUAGACUGUUGUUCUGGCGACUUCUGCAAUGAUGGAGACUUCCCUGCACUGCCUCCACUUUAUGUAGAAAACAUGAAUCCUUAUUCUGACUCUUUCAUGUUCGGCUUAAAGAUGGUCGGUGCCGUAUUAGCCCCCGUUGUGGUCCUGGGUGGUCUAGGUUUGCUAGCACUGUAUUUUCUGAGACGUUUCCACAGAAAUAGGUUAUGUAGUGAAAGCAGAUUAGAUCCCGACCUGUACUAUGCCACAGACGAUUUACUUAGGGCUACCGCGGCGGGCGAUAGCACGCUGAGGGAAUAUCUAGAGCAUUCGAUGACUUCUGGCAGUGGUUCCGGUCUUCCGCUUUUAAUUCAGAGGACUCUGGCCAAACAGAUUUCCCUUGUAGAGUGUAUCGGUAAGGGGCGGUACGGGGAGGUUUGGAGAGGCAUUUGGCACGGGGAGAGUAUCGCGGUGAAGAUUUUCUUCUCAAGGGAUGAAGCGAGUUGGACCAGAGAGACGGAGAUAUAUAGUACAAUAUUGCUUCGGCACGAAAACAUACUGGGUUACAUAGGAUCGGACAUGACCUCGAGGAACUCCUGCACCCAGUUGUGGCUGAUAACGCACUAUCACUCGUUAGGUAGCCUGUACGACUACCUAAAUUACACGUCGCUGUCGCACCAGCAGCUGAUGAGGCUGUGCCUCUCCAUAGCUAACGGACUGGUGCAUCUGCACACGGAAAUAUUUGGAACUCAAGGUAAGCCGGCAAUAGCGCAUAGGGAUAUAAAGAGUAAGAAUAUUUUGGUGAAAAGCAACGGGACAUGCUGCAUAGCCGACUUCGGGCUGGCGGUUACUCAUUGCCAAUCGACUGAUCAGUUAGAUGUAGGCACAAACCCCAAAGUGGGCACCAAGAGGUACAUGAGCCCGGAAGUUCUUGACGAAUCAAUCCGAAUGGACAAUUUCGAUUCCUUCCGAAGGGCGGAUAUUUACGCCCUCGGCCUGGUCGUGUGGGAGAUCUGCCGUAGGACCAUCAGCAACGGAAUAGCGGAGGAUUACAAACCGCCUUUCUUUGACGUGGUGCCCAGUGACCCGAGUUUCGAGGAUAUGAGGAAGGUCGUUUGCGUCGACCAGCAGCGUCCUAACCUGCCUAAUAGGUGGGCCAGCGAUUCCCUUUUAUGCGGAAUGGCGAAGCUGAUGCGGGAGUGCUGGCACCAGAACCCUAACGUGCGACUGCCCGCCCUUAGGAUUAAGAAAACCCUGAUAAAGAUGGCCAGUGCGGACGCUAUAAUAAACAUGGAAGACAUGGAAGUAUGCGUGUGAUAGUAAGAGGUGUUUGUUGAAAAGAGAGAUACUCAAAACUCUGUAGCCUCAGAUAUUGUUCGAAAUGAUUUCUCAUUUUUUCAGUACAUAUUAAGAUGUGCCAAAUUUUAUCGUACGUUAACUAUUUUUUUUUUUAACUAAAUUAAGGACCAGUAUUAAGUUAAAGUUUCUGUACUCCUAAACUGUUAAGUGCCAUUUAUUUCUCGUUGUGUUUAUCGUUACACGAUACCUUUAAUUUUAGGUACUUUGUAGCGUAGACGGUCUCAGUGCUGCCCAUAAGUUGUAAAUUUGAAUUUCGUGAUGAGGAUCGCUGAACGUUGUCUGUUGCGGUGUGUUAAAAUGUGAUAUUAAAAUUUAUAUAGUUUAUCGUUUGAUAUUCUGUUGAAAAAAGAGACAAUCACGAGAUAUUGACUGUCUGCCAGCCCUGACGACACAUUAUCAGAAGCGGGAUGCGGCCACAGUCUCAUUCGCGACGGGUAGGAACUUGAAAUUGUAGACUCCGUAAAGUGGAGAACCGCGAAUAAAAAACGUUACAUUUUUUUAUCGCCGAAAUCAGAAAAUAGAAUUUCGAAAUUAAAAGAUGUGUUGUGAAUCAGAGAUUGUGGUCGUUGUCCCUUGUGUAGAGCUUUAAGUUGUAUUUAUUUAUUGUUAAUUUGUUUUCGUAACUUAGAGUACAGUUCAUCAAAUUACAGUAAAGGAAUUGCUGUUUUUUGGAGGAAAAUAACUUUGUAGGAACUUGUUUUCUUUUAAUAAAAGAAAUGCCGUCAUUUUUUACGAUGUAGGUGAUAUGAAGGUAAGCGUUAGUAAACCCGGUUUUCAAGAUCGGAAGUCAGUUUCGGAAUCAAAUUCCAAUGCAAAUCCCAAAAUUGAACAAAAAAAAAAAAAACAAACAUCAAAAAUCCUUCUAAAAUCCAAAGUACAUGGUUAUGUGAACAAUUGUUCAGAUGAAAGUUACUGGUCUCCAAGGGGCACAUGUUGUCGUGACCUUGUUUGCGACCUUGAAGGUCAUUUUCAAGGUCAACGUAGUUUUUUUAAUUGGAAACCCUUAUUUUCAACCCCGGAUUCGGAAAGAGCGGAAAAUCCUACGUUCAGAUGAUGUAUCAUGUGUGGGGUCCAUUUGACCCCUCAAGGUCACGUCAAGGUCAAUUUUUUGUUGGGUUAACGUCGCCAUAGUUUUUCAGCAGCGGCAAAUGACUGCUUCAAAAUAAACUUGUUACAUGUCGUGUGCUUCUUCAUUGGUGUACACCAUUUCUGCAAAAGUCUUUUUCUAAAUUAAUUUUAAUGUUACAAGUCAAGAUUAUUGAAACAUGUCACUUCAAAAUUUUGCAACGUUUAUCUGACACAUUUUUCGCUAAACCUUCACUUUGUGGGGUCAUUUUUGAGUGGAAAGAUUCAGUUUAAAAAAAAUUACCUUAACGUGACCUUGGGGGUCAAAUGGACCCCACACAUCAUCUGAACGUAGAAUUUUCCGCUCUUUCCGAAUCCGGGGUUGAAAAUAACGGUUUCCAUUAAAAAAACUAAGUUGACCUUGAAAAUGUCCUUCAAGGUCACAGACAAGGUAACGACGAUAUGUGUGGUCUGGGACACCUCGUAUACUCAUUUUAUCUGGGAUCGUAUGAAAGGUGAUCGUAUGAGUUUUUUAAUGCAAUUUCUAGUGUAAAAAAUUGGUUUUCUUCAGGGAAUAUGCCAUCAAAGUUGUGAUUACAUGAUUCCAGUUCGAAGGCAACUCGUAACUCUUCGAUGUAGUAAAUAGUGUGUCAGUAGGAGCUCUCUGCGCAACAUUUGAUUUGGUGUCAUAAGUUUGUUACGAGUUGAUUCUUUUAUAUAUCCUUAGUACUCUUUACGACGGCCUAUUAAUUAUCGAGUUCACUUUUAGUAACAAUGUAUCGCUUCAGGCAUGAAUUCGCCUUGCUCGUGGUUUUAACCAAGCCGUCUGCGCAAUAAAGAGUGAUUUUACACAUGUACCUUAAAUAACUGUUUCAAUUUCGUAAACUCCAUAUCAGCGUGACUUAUUGCAUUAAAGAAUGGUCUUUCUAUGAAUUAGAUCAUCCAAGUGUUGUCGCUCACAUAGACGUGAUCAAAUCUUUGAAAUGUGAAAACUAUUUGAAAAUCAUUACCGUUUGGUUUGAUAUAAGGAAGUCGUACAUAAACAACCUCAUUUCGAGACUUUCGUGAUCAAUCCCAAGAGUUGAAACCUCAGUCUUUAAAUUUUGAAGCUCCAAAAACCCAGAUUUUGUCCCUAAUACACAGGGAUCUGUAUAGUACAUCUUUAGAGAUUUGCAUUCAAUGGGAUUCAAACCCUUUAAUUCUACGGCCGUUCCAUACACUUGGACAUUGUUUUUAGUGUUCAGCCUAUUUAUGUAAUAGUCUUUUAUAUUUUAUUUGUACUAUCGACCCAGUGAACAUGAAUUUUAUCAAUUUUUUUUUUUCAUGUCGCAUAUACAGAGGUGUAACUUUAGUGGGGAUCAUAUUUAUGCAGAGGCUUCCUUUGACCUUCAGAAAGACGUAUCAAUAGUUUACUUUUUGUUCGCUGCACAUACAGUACUUAACAAGUAACCUAGCAAAAAAACUGGAGCUGUAAUUAGUAAUGAUAAAUGAAAUACACAAAAAUAAAUAGUUUUCUCUGAAUUUGUUCCCGUCCAACAUUAGCAUAUUGCCGUUCAAAGCUUGCAUAAUCUCUUAAAUAUGUAACCUGCCACUUUUAACUAUGUGGACCUCAGAGUACAGAGUUGGUUUGGUUUUCAAAUGCAGAGUAACAACUGACCCCCUUGCUUUGUCACAGUUGACCUGCACUAUCCCUUCACAUGCACUGUAAGUUGCUUACAAUUCGUGUAUUUGCAAUACAUGAAUAUUACAGUGGCGGCAUACACAAAUAUUAAAGUGCAUUUUAUGAAACUAAUUAUAAUUCGACUAUUUAUUUGAUUAAAAAAAAAAAAAGAAUUUCAGAUUUGUAUUCAGGAGAACACAUACUAUUACCCCUAGAAAACUGACCCCUGCUUACAGUUACACCCCGUAUAUUCCAACUAGUUUUUGCUGUGCAAAGUCGUCAUUGGGGAAAAAGGAAAGUCUUAUAGAUAAGCCUGGUUUUUUUAGUGUACUAACACAUAUCGCUUUAAAAAUUACGCUGGGCUUUAACCUAAAAAUUCUUGCAUUUUGAAAGUUAUCAUAAUGGUUAAACCAGUUGGAUGCACUAAUUUUGAACAGUCACCUGAAAUUUGCUAGUAAAAAAACGUUUUUUGGUCAUUUUAUAAAAUUUUAUUUAAGAUUUUGAUAUUUUGAAAAAUCUAUAAUCGUAGAACAUUAUGUGCGGUAUGCAAGUAACCGUGAUAAACCAAAAAAAUUUACUCGUAGACCUUUCCCAUGAAAAUCUCAAUUUAAUUUUUAAAUCGCGUUUAAUUUUCAAAAUCUAGCGAUUUUUUUCUAUUUGGUCGCAAAUUACUCAAAGUACAAAAAUACUUUCAGGUUAAAGUUAGACUACCAUGACAAUGUAGAACAAGAAUUAAUACAAUGUUUAUUAUGAAAAUAAAUUUUUCACUGAUGAUGGUCGUAAGGUCUCGAAACUGUUGGAAAAAGGCUUUAUUUUUUAUCAACUCCCCAGAAUUUGCCGAUUUUCCUGGUUUAAAAAACCACUAAGUUAUUUUCCACAAAAUUCAGUCAUUCGACUGGUAAUCUCAGGAAUUGUAUUUAAUAGAAAGUUAAGUUAAGAGCAACGGACAUUCUCAAAUCAAAUAUAGAAUAAUUGUAACUGUUAGGUAUCUUUUAUAUUUGUAAAUAUCACGUAUCUAUAUCUCGAUAUCAUAUCUGUUCGAGGCUGUCGGGCAUAAAGGCACCCCCACCCGCGGGCAGUUUUAAGCCCAGCAGCUGUUGUUUUAAUAACUUUAAGUAACAAAUUCAUAUCAAUUUAUUUAUCAAUUUAUGGAAAUAUCUAAUACUUACUCACCUGUCGUUAUCAUCGUCAGUAUUUUGUUGUAGUUGUGUGACCCAUUCAUUUCAUUUGUACAUACUCACCUCACCUAGAUAUCCGACAAAUUCCGUAAGCAAUAUAUUUAGUUUCAAACAUA
Messenger RNA from Anoplophora glabripennis (Asian longhorned beetle), 5975 nucleotides. It is a transcript of the gene sax, whose product is annotated as activin receptor type-1. Gene Ontology annotation, cellular component: plasma membrane; BMP receptor complex. The record is from RefSeq and is a predicted model, not a curated record. Bases 208 to 1914 code for a protein of 568 amino acids. Gene Ontology annotation, molecular function: ATP binding; transforming growth factor beta receptor activity, type I; SMAD binding. NCBI's taxonomy places the organism in Eukaryota, Metazoa, Arthropoda, Insecta, Coleoptera, Cerambycidae. Gene Ontology annotation, biological process: BMP signaling pathway; protein phosphorylation; dorsal/ventral pattern formation. The transcript is spliced from 7 exons.